AUGAGUGGAGCUUUGGAUGGAUCUGGAACCGGUGAGGAGUGGGCUGAGGACAAUGGGUUUUUUCAGGAAUUUGCGAAAGAGGCCAGUAGUGGUAUUUCACAGCGCAAACGCAAUCGUCAAGCCCAUUUGCAGGAUCAGGAGCAGCGAGAAGCCGCUUUAUUAGCGGCGGCAGAAGAAGAUGAAGUGACGCGAAAGGAACGUGCAGAUGUGGCACGUCGGCAGAUUGCAGCAAAGGUGCUUGCAAGGGCGAGUCCACGGGAAGUACAACAAGCCUUGAAGAAGGCGAAAAAGAGUACCUCGGUGAGUGGGAAAGAAACGGAAGGAAAGGAGCAGCGAUCAACGGCCCCUAUACAGAAGAAGAAAGAAAAGAAACAAAAGCGACGAUGA
This is a messenger RNA of Trypanosoma theileri, 387 nucleotides long. RefSeq lists its product as uncharacterized. The record is from RefSeq and is a predicted model, not a curated record. The transcript has a single exon. Bases 1 to 387 code for a protein of 128 amino acids. NCBI's taxonomy places the organism in Eukaryota, Euglenozoa, Kinetoplastea, Trypanosomatida, Trypanosomatidae.